Molecule: messenger RNA, 501 nt
Organism: Oncorhynchus keta (chum salmon)
Lineage: Eukaryota; Metazoa; Chordata; Actinopteri; Salmoniformes; Salmonidae
Product: ephrin-B2-like
Exons: 3
Coding region: 1-501 (166 amino acids)
Cellular component (GO): membrane
Source: RefSeq, a predicted model, not a curated record
AUGCCGACCUCCACCAGCUCUCUACAGGGCCUGGACAACACUGAUGGAGGGGUGUGCAGAGCCACAUCCAUGAAGUUGGUACUGAGAGUAGGGACAGAAGCCUCGUCAACAGAAGGCAGAGCCUCGUCAACAGAAGGCGGAUCCAUCGGCUCUGAGGUCGGACUCUUCGCUGGCGUGGCCUGUUGCAUCGUCCUCCUCCUAUUGGUCAUCGUGGUCCUACUGAUGGUGGUGUGGCGGUACCACAGACGCCACGCCACGCCGGACAGGGACGUCCAACAGUCUCUGUCCCUCAACACCCUGGCCACGCCCAAGAGAGACAGCUACGGAGGGAGUAGCGAGGACAUCCGCUCAGAGCCCAGCCACGCGGUGUUUCCUCCGAGGCCCUCUGACUCUGUGUUCUGUCGGCACCAUGAGAGGGUCAGUGGAGACUACAGACAUCCUGGUUAUAUGGUACAGGAGAUGCCUCCACAGAGUCCUACUAAUAUAUACUACAAGGUCUGA